AUGUCGAAAAUGUUGGCUGCUGGCAGCCUCAGGAAAGCUUGCCCCAGCUGCAGGGCCCGACUGACACCCUGGACUGGACACACUGUCGCGACGACAACUUUCUCAAACAGGGGAGUGUGCUUGGCGCCGCAACGAAUCCUCCCAUCACGGACGACGAUAUCUGCUUCGGCAUUUCGAUCGUUUGCCACAACCUACCGAACCCUCGACAACCAACAGCCAUCGCUUGCAUCCGAACAACCAGCCGACAAACACGCUUCGCCUGAAAACGCCGGACACGAGGGCCCUGCCGACAUUGAGCAGAUCGUGCAGGAGGCCAAGCAACGGUUCAGGGACACCCUGCCCAAAGGCUACCUCAACGAGGAGGAAUACAACCACUACGUGCGACUCUUCGGCCCGCCCCUGCGCGAGACGACACCUGAAGAUGUCGGUAUUCCGUACGGCAAGUUCGCCGCCAAGCCCAAGCCCAGGCAGGACCAAGACAGCCCCGUCCUGCUGCGCCAGGCGGCAGAUGGCGAUCUCGAAGAAGUGGACUACUCGACCGAACGCCAGUCUGCCGAGGAGGCUGCUCUUCUCGAUAGCGAGGUAGAGCACGAGCACGAGCAUGAACUCACGGAUGACCAGCACGACUACAUCAAUGCAACCGCGAGGAACCAGCGCGAAUACGAUGCGCUCGUCAUGCUGCAGAAGGACUUUGAAGCGGCAAGAUUGAGGUCACAGAAAGAGGAGGAAGCAUCACAGGCAGAGUUUGAGCGGCGCACGGCCGCAGAGGCGGGAAGAGACGAACACGCAGAGGCUCUCGAACAACUGCGGCAAGAGGAUAGGAGGCUGCGCGACGAACGGACGGAGGAGUCGAGGGCGGCGCUCGCCGAGAUGCAGGCUGCUUCCCGAGCGGCCGAGGCCCAGGCGCGUGAGGAGGCCGGCGACUGGGAUGAUGGCGAGUUUGUCGGCAUGCGAACCCACCCGUACACCCAAGAAGGCCGGUUCGCCACGAGCCCCAAGACGCUGCCGUUGCCGACUGCUGCAUUCAACGACCCGAUUACGCAACUUCUCGACAGGACACACGUCAAACAUAUCAGGUUGGCUGCCGAGGCGGCGCUGGGAGGUGGAGGUCUGCCCAACUCGCCGGCGACCCCGGCGUCCAAGAGGUCUGUCCCGCAGCUAGGCGUCGGUCUGCAGGCAGCGCAGCCCAAAAUGUCGCAGAUUGACGCCGACGCUUUCAUCGCCACGGUCUUGCCACCGUCUUACGCCUCGGCCAUGAGCACCCUGACCGAAGUCCGCAAGCGCCUCGGCACUGAGUGGAUCCGCAAGCUGCUGAAGCAGGAGGGCGGACCCCGAAUCCUCGACGCCGGCUCGGGCGGCGCGAGUCUCGCAGCGUGGCAAGAUGUGGCGCAAGCCGAAUGGGAUGUCAUGCGCGAGAGCAAGGAGGUCAGGGGCUGGGUGCCACCGGGCAAGAAGACGGUCAUUGUGGGCUCCGACACGCUGCGGCAUCGUGUCUCGACGUUCCUCGACGACACGACGUUCCUGCCGAGGCUCCCCGACUAUGUGCACUCGCACGACAAUGUGCACAAGCACAUUGACGCGCCGCAGGUGCCGCAGCAGAGGAAGGUGUACGACGUCAUCGUGGCGUCGUACGUGCUCCUCGGCGUCAAGGAGGGACACCGUCGCACGGCCGUGCUGAACCAGCUCUGGUCGCUGCUGUCGCCCGAAGGCGGCGUGCUCAUAUUCAUCGAAAAGGCGCACCCGCGCGGCUUCGAGGCCGUCGCCGACGUACGCGACCGGCUCAUCAACGAGUACCUGCAGACGCCGGUCGACUCGGCGGAGGAGCCGACCAUCACGGACGCGCAGGACGCCGGGUACCGGGCGCCCAAGGAGCCGGGCAUGAUCGUGGCGCCGUGCACGAACCACAAGACGUGCCCGAUGUACGCGGUCAAGGGGCAGAGCACCGGGCGCAAGGAUUUCUGCUCGUUCCAGCAGCGCUUCACGCGGCCGCGGUUUCUGCAGCAGAUCCUCGAGGCCAAGCACCGCAACGACGACGACGUGCAGUUCAGCUACGUGGCGAUCCAGCGCGGCGGCGCGCCGGCGGCGAACCUCCUCGUCGGCCGCGAGGCGACGGAGCGGGCGUUUGCCGGGUACGAGGAGGCGACGCGCGCGCCCAACAUGCUGUCGCUGCCGCGGCAGAUCCUGCCGCCGCUGAAGCGCAAGGGCCACGUGCAGCUCGAGGUGUGCACGCCGUCGGGGCGCAUCGAGCGGUGGACGGUGCCGCGGAGCCGGGGCAAGCAGGCGUACCACGACGCGCGCAAGGCGGCGUGGGGCGACCUGUGGGCGCUCGGCGCCAAGGUGCGGGCCGAGCGGGCGGUGCGGCUGGGACGGCCGGCGGCGGCGGACGACGGCGGCGUGCGGGCGCAGAAGGCGCGGGCCAAAGCGUCGAACAAGGUCGACAAGAUCAACAUGGAGUACGACGAGACGGGCGUCACGGGCAUCAAGGAGGGGGGCCGGUCGAGGCCCGAGAGGCGCACCAAGGGGGGCCGGCUGCCGCCGCGCAAGACGGCGAUGCAGGCGCUGCUCGGCGAGGACUGA
Molecule: messenger RNA, 2577 nt
Organism: Verticillium dahliae VdLs.17
Lineage: Eukaryota; Fungi; Ascomycota; Sordariomycetes; Glomerellales; Plectosphaerellaceae
Product: 37S ribosomal protein Rsm22
Exons: 1
Coding region: 1-2577 (858 amino acids)
Biological process (GO): translation
Cellular component (GO): mitochondrial small ribosomal subunit
Molecular function (GO): structural constituent of ribosome; methyltransferase activity
Source: RefSeq, a predicted model, not a curated record